UUUCCUUAUGCCGUAUUAUGCGUUAUGCAAAAGUCCGUGCUCCCGCCGUAAUGUGAUUUUUUUGUAGCAUUGAAAGAAAAUAAAAGGACAGUUGCAGAAAAGUGAAAAUUGAAUGUAAUAAGCGCUCUAUAGAAUAUAUAUCUAAAGACUGGAUUAUAAUCGGGAUUUGCGAGCCACUUCGCGCGGCAAAUCCGAAAGCUGAGGAACCGUGACAAUUCUGCGAAAAAUGGCCUUUCCCCAGUCACAUCAGCAAGAAUUGAUCGAACUAGCUGAAAUAACAGGAAUUUCUGCGAUACCAAGUGUCUUUCGUAUUAUGUUGGAAUUGCUGGCAUUGCAAGUGUCUCCGGAAGAUAUUUACACUCUUCUCAAACAAAUUUCAACAAAAUCGUCAAGAUCAUCAACUACUCAACAAGCGGCCCCAAAUGAGGGGGUAAAAACUGGUUCUUCGUCCACUAAGAAAUAGCUCGUAUGUAAGAUUCACUAUAUUAAAUCUAGCCAUAUCUUCAAUCAUACCAUUGCAAAAAUGUACUUAUAUAAAAAUAUAAAAAUACUUUAUAAAUAAUUUAUAAGUAAUCUAUAGUUGCAACCUAAUAUAACUAUGUUUGUUACUUAAUAAGCAUUUCAUAAUUACGUAUGUAUAUAUAUAUUUUUAUAUAUAAAAUUACAUAUAUAUACAAUUAAAAUGCUUAAUCAGAAGCAAUGAUUAAAUUGCAAUAAAUGUAGCAAUCUUUAAUUAUAUUCAGUUAUGGUAUCAUAAAGGAGACAUUUAUCCAUGUACAAAUAAUAUAUAACACAACAUUUUUUUAUCAAUAUUCACUUUAUUCACUAAGCAAAUUCUAAAUCUGUAAAUAAAUAUUACAAAUAAUUUA
This is a messenger RNA of Ooceraea biroi (clonal raider ant), 869 nucleotides long. RefSeq lists its product as uncharacterized. Lineage: Eukaryota; Metazoa; Arthropoda; Insecta; Hymenoptera; Formicidae. The record is from RefSeq and is a predicted model, not a curated record.